AUGAAAGUGAGAGUUAAAUUAUCUCCGAAAAGAGAGAGUUUAAAUGUCCGUAUAUCCACUAUCAUAUUAAACCAAAUAGAACCUAAAACAACAAGCAUCAAUGAGAUAAUAUUAAAUAAAAUGAAGUAUUUAUUAAAUCACAUAUAUUUAAUAAAUAUUGAAGAUGUAAAGGAACAAGAGAAAAGACGACAGCUAAUUAGGCUAUAUAUAAAAGAGACAAAUGAGAUAAUUAAAAUAGUAACAAUGGUACUAGCCAUAAAACAUAGUCAUAAGAUAAAUAGUCUAGAGAGAAAGAUACUUAGACUACAGAAGUAUAAUAUGGAACAGGAAGAAUUAGCAGAUAAAUUAGUCUAUUUAUGUAAUGAUUUGAAGAUGGGAGUAUCUUCAUCCUUUGAUGUAAGCAAGGCAUUUAGUGUUCUUUUAACUGGAAAAAGUGAUUUUUCAACGGAAAUUAUCAGGAUGGCAGAGACACUCAGUAAAGAGAAUGAAGUGAACCCUGGUGAGAAUGCACUUGGGACUGUAAAGGAUGAAGAUAUUGAGAAUUAUAGGAGAUUAGACCAGAUACUUAUUCUAAAUGUUAAAAGGUCUGGUAUAUGGAACAAUGAGAAUGUCUCAUAUACGGUUAAGAAUGGUGUACUAGAACUAUUUUCAUACGGAUUCAAAAGUAAACUUAUUCUGAUGAUGGUAAAUAACCUGUAUACUUGGCAAGUACUAAGCAUAAAGCACUUGGAUGAUACAAAAAAUAUUCCUAUAAAAGGUAUAGUAUUCAAUAAUACGAUUAAAGAGAUAGUGCAUAUGACAAAAUACACUGAUUCCGUUAUAAAAAUAGAAGAAAUAUUCAAGAUAUUAAGGAAUAGGGCAGAUAGUAAAAUAUUUGACAUGGAAAUAACCGGAACCACAAAGAGUUUUACUGCCACAAUCCUAGGGAUCUUCAAAAUAUCCUUUACUGUGGGGAGUAGUUGGGAUGGACCUGGGAUUAUUUGCCAUGCUAUAUACAAAGGUACAAGAAAACUCGUUAGAGAUGAUUUCAUAGAAAGAAGCUUUUCCGUUUUAAAUGAAAACCUGAAAAGUACAAUCUCAGAACAUGCUAGGAUUAGCUUUGAAAAAGGCCUUUUCUACAAAGAUAAGCCUAUAUUCACACUAAGAGAUCUUCAGAAGGAAGCCCAACAGGAGACAGGAAUAUACAGAAUUAACAUCCCAGGUGUCAUCAUAAAAGAAAAGACUAAUAUUAUAUACGCAGGAAGGGCACUCCAACUGAAUAUAUACAUGAGAAUGAAUGGGAAUGUAUUUGUUGGUCUGCAUUGGUCAGCUGACAAGAAGAUGGCCAGAAUAUUCUAUGGUUUGCACCAGUCAGGUACCCUGCAGACAGGAAUAGAAUUACCCAUACGGUACAUAAAUCCAGUAGGCAGCAAUAUACAAAUAGAGAAAACAGCAGAAAAAAAUCAAAAUGAACAAAAAAAUAAUAACCUGAAAAAUAACGGAAAUUACCAUAUAGAGAGCAUACCUGAAGAUAUCCCAGGUUCAUUUAUUUUGGAGACACCCAGUAGUUCAAGUAACCUUAUUAAUAGAAUCCUACAGACCCCACAGCACAUUCUUCUUGCUGUCUCUGCCUUCUACACAGCACAGAAGAAUAAAUUCACAGCACCAUUCCGUCUGGUAAUUAAAGAGACAGGAAUAUUUUUGAUUUUUGCAGAAAUAACUGUAUAUUUAGGGGCAGUAGAAGGGAACAAUAUUAAUAUGAAGAUUAUCUCACCAAGGGUAAAUAUCCAAGACCCUUUAUCUUUAGAUAUUUUCCUGCAGAUUAUUUGGCUGGCUAUUGUAGCACAGGUGCCAGGUAGAAUAUCUGUACAUGGGAAACUACAUGAAGAUGGUAGUCUUACACUGCAUGAUAAUAUAUCCCUUACAGUGACAUAUUCAAAUAGAAGUUUAGUCGCAUCAUCAAGUAAUUCUAUUGCAUGUACAUGGGCAGAUUCAGUCCUUAGAGAGCACAGUAGGGCAGCCUGCAUCUCCUUCUUUGCAAAUCACAAGAUCCUUCUAUUCCCAGGCCUAAUUACCACACUACCACUCCAUGGUACCCUAGGGGGUUCUCUUCAAAAAACCUGUAAGACAUCAAUCUUGUACAAAGUAGGUCAGAAGAUAGAAGUAUUCUGGGAAGAAAGAUCAUCAGAGAUUGAAGAGUCAAUGAAAGAUAUCCCAAAGAUAUCACAGUCAGAAAAAACUGCAGUAUUUCAGUUAGAGUACCUGGAUAAAGUAUUAACUGCAAUUUCAAAAUUACUGUCAAUUGAAAGACUUCAGGUACUAGGUUCAUCUGUACGUAUACAGACAGAAUCACAGGAAUAUGCAGUAUAUAAGAUGGAAUUAGUAGGACAUAAAUUGAAAGCACAAAGGAUAGAAGGAAAUAUAUUUGUAUCAGAAGCAAUUAUCACAGACAUAUUAGAGAAUAGUCCAUGCCCUGAUAGAACCCUUCUAGAACAUAAUUUAUACCUUACACCACAGAAAUAA
Nematocida ausubeli is the source of this 2502-nucleotide messenger RNA. RefSeq lists its product as uncharacterized. The record is from RefSeq and is a predicted model, not a curated record. The transcript has a single exon. Lineage: Eukaryota; Fungi; Microsporidia. Gene Ontology annotation, cellular component: mediator complex. The coding region runs from base 1 to 2502 and encodes 833 amino acids. Gene Ontology annotation, molecular function: transcription coregulator activity. Gene Ontology annotation, biological process: regulation of transcription by RNA polymerase II.